AACUUUGGUAAAUGUCGGCAUCAGUGGGUAACCAGAUGAGACACAGGGCCUACGACUGAUUUAAAGUAUCCAGAUAGAAAUUUGUUACCCUUUCUCAGUGGGAAAGUGCCCAAGCAACAUUGCUCAAAAAAGUUGCUCUGCAAAAUUGCUCAAAAAGUUGCCCCAUGUAUCAUCAGCCUAAAAGAGCACAACACAAACUGUAUGAAAGUCUUCUUACCCUAAGUACUCAUCAUGCCAGCGGAGUGAGGGUAUUAUUUACCCAAAGGACUUUCCAUACUUACCUCGCAAAGAAUUCAAGGUACACAUGGUCAGAUAGGUCAUACAGCAAUUUAUUCAAACAGAGUGACAGAGGUCUCAAAGCAAACCACCCAGAAAGUAAGAUAAUUCAAGCCAUCCUGCAAAUAGUCAUACUCAAACCAGGGUAAUUCAAGGUAAUCCUCGUUUAUAAAGAUGAUCUGGCUGUGCCAGAGUUGAAAAGUUUCCUACAGUAACACUUUCACGAAUUCACACUUACAUAUAAUAAACAGAGUAAAGGUUACGCAUAUUUGGCGUGCUGUCCGAGGGGAGAGCUCCAAGCUCGGAAUUUUGGCCCGAACCCAGAGAGAGUACCCCCCUCCUUAGAGGUUAGCAUAGGAAUAGUUGUAAGUGCGGAGAUGGGGUAUUCCUGUAUUGUGUAAUGGGACUAAUGCUGAAAGGCAGUGUGCACAGUGCAGUCUGCUUUCCCAUGUCUAGGAAGACAAACCCAACAUAAAACAAGGUAACAGAAUUAAUAGGAAGCAAAUGCUUGCCGAAAUGUAUCAUCAGUGGUUAUGCUCUGACUGCCUUACUUGAUACAGGUGCUUCAACAUCAUCUACCACGGCUGGAAGAAAACACACUCACCCGCACAUUACUUAUGACCUGGAGAUAUCCUGCCAUUUAUUGGGGUUUAAUGGCUAUCAGUUGUCUAUAUUCCCCUGCUCCCCAUCUUGGAUGGCCUGAGGUGGGAGGAGCCAUGUGUAUAAAUAUAAGAGGUACAGUAUAAACAACACACAGCACAGCCAGCAGCAAAACAAUCCAACCAGCAAGAUGGUUCCAGUGUUGAUGUUACUCAUGGUAGCUCUUGUAGCUGCAGAAUCUGAUAGUGCCUCUGUUUCUGUGGUUCACUGUGAUACCUCUUCUUAUUGUCCUGAUGGCACAACGUGUUGUCUGAAUGCUUAUGGGUCCUGGGGCUGCUGUCCAUACCCAAUGGGCCAGUGCUGCAGAGAUGGACUCCAUUGCUGCCCUCAUGGUCAUUUGUGUGAUUCAACAUCAUCCUAUUGUCAGGGUGGGUGGCUGAGACUGCCAUCUUCUCCCAGACUGGCCUUAAAAGCUAUCCAAAAAACUCAGUCAGUGUCCGUUGACCAGGCUCUCAAUUGGCAGAGCCAGACUGAGAAGGUUCAUUGUGAUGGAAAUGUCUACUGCCCAACUGAGCAGUUCUGCUGCAAGACAUCAGCUGGCCAGUGGGGGUGCUGCAGUGGUUUGGUGUUGUAAAUAAACAACCCCCAUAACCUGAAUGAACCUCUCAUCAAAAACUGCCAAAGUGCAAGAGGCUUUCAAAUGUCAGUUACUGGAAAUAUAUAAAUCCCACAUCCAAGCUGAAUUAAUGCAAAAUAAAAAUUGGAAAAAUUAUAGUUUAAUUACAAUAAAUUGCAUAGUCAUUCAAUACAUGGUUUGUUUUUGAGAAAGUCUUACUAUUUUUAAUCAUCCAUCCAUCGUAUUGUUCAUGAAUGAAUAAGUUUAUAAAUGAAUCUUUUGAAAUGAACAACUUGUUUUCUUUCACUUCAUUGUGACUAACUCAAAUUUUAAUUAAACUAACUAAUCAUU
Messenger RNA from Onychostoma macrolepis, 1843 nucleotides. RefSeq names its product progranulin-like. The coding region runs from base 1067 to 1510 and encodes 147 amino acids. Gene Ontology annotation, cellular component: extracellular region. The record is from RefSeq and is a predicted model, not a curated record. NCBI's taxonomy places the organism in Eukaryota, Metazoa, Chordata, Actinopteri, Cypriniformes, Cyprinidae. The transcript has 7 exons.